AUGAGCCUGACGGAUGGUUGUCAACGUGCUACUGGGUUAGAGUAUCGACACAUACCUGCUCUCAAAACGGGGAUGCCAGCUGGAACCAAAAUAGCUGUGACAGAUGUGUACGUUCACCGGGGAGUGUUGCUCAUUUGUCCACAGAACAUCGAGGUCUUGGGAGGAAAGGUUGACCGACUUGCGCAUGCCCAACAGGCUACUGUUGGCAAAUGGUCCACACCUCCAGGGAGCAGACGAAAAAAGGGUGUCCAGGAACGCCUGGACCUCUACAAGGAAGCACGACAAGAAGCAUGGGCAUGGGAGGAACAGACUCAGCAAACCCAGGGCACUCCAAGUACCCCUUGGACAAUAUCAGGCCCAACACCUAACGAUCAGCACCGACAACCUGUGGCUGCACAUGAAGCACCAGGCAAUGUGUGCAGCUCAAUGGCUCUAGGGAAUGGAAUGUCCCAGUCAACAACUUGUGCCCACAGCCCAGUCAAUGCCAAUCAACGUGGAGCCGGGGCCCAGGGAAGCUACAGCAUGGACUGUGGCAGGUCUGACGGGCUUGAGUCUGUUCAAUGCCCUCCAAGCGCAACAGGGUGGGCGACCCCGUUCUCUGAACCACAGCAUGGGCGCCAUGUGCAAGGAGAGGUCUCAUCUGCACAGUUUGGGAAUUGUAUUGAAGACAAGCUCCAACAAGGCUGUGGUACUUCUGCGAUCAACUCUGGGACAGCAGCAUGCGGCCGUGGUGCUGCUGUGCCUUGCCACCAUUCCCGGUGUGAGGAUCUGGGUCCAUCGUUUGUGGCUGCAUCGACACUGAGAAGCAGGAACACAACUCCGAUGUUCUCCACAGCUUCUGUAUCUGCCUCUGCAGAGGAAGCAGACAAGAGGGAUGGAGCCCAUGAUGGGUACAGCACACCACACCAGUGGCCUGCUUCAAUGCCACCACCAGCUCCCAGGAUGCCCAUGCUGUGCGCAGAGACCACAAUGAGGGAUUGGAGCACUCCUGCCGAGGGCCAUGCCCCAGGCACUAUGAGAGGCUGCCAGUCUGCAAAUCCUGGUGCAGGCACAUCGUCCAAUGUCCCUUCAAUGCCAAGCCCUGACCCCUCUGGGGUGUUAGUGCAACAGCGAACGAGCCAAGGGCAUCAGGGGGCAAGCUGCAGAAAACCAUCUCUCAAACUGUUCAAGAGGCCACGCUUGAAUUGUCAAGACCAUGUUGCCCCAGAUGCAGCCCAACUGGUUCAGGGUCAGGACCAAUCCGCACUUGAAGACCCAGGCUGUGGGGAUGACGAUAUGGAAAGCCUUGUAUCGACAGAAACCGACAGUGCUGAGAUGGAGCCAGCUACCAGGACUCGUCGGAGCAGGGCCUGUGUUUUCUUCGAUUCUGACGAUGAGGACGUGCUGCAGCCUGAGGUUAAGCCACAGGGAUACUGUGAUGCCUCAGACCAUGAAACCCGUGGGGGGAAUGUGAUAGAAAUAGACUUGAGCCCAUAG
Messenger RNA from Ostreobium quekettii, 1476 nucleotides. Lineage: Eukaryota; Viridiplantae; Chlorophyta; Ulvophyceae; Bryopsidales; Ostreobiaceae. The record is from the annotation of a GenBank genome assembly.